This is a messenger RNA of Nymphaea colorata (pocket water lily), 4542 nucleotides long. RefSeq names its product cellulose synthase A catalytic subunit 5 [UDP-forming]-like. Gene Ontology annotation, biological process: plant-type primary cell wall biogenesis; cellulose biosynthetic process. The record is from RefSeq and is a predicted model, not a curated record. The transcript has 14 exons. Gene Ontology annotation, molecular function: cellulose synthase (UDP-forming) activity. Gene Ontology annotation, cellular component: trans-Golgi network; plasma membrane. NCBI's taxonomy places the organism in Eukaryota, Viridiplantae, Streptophyta, Magnoliopsida, Nymphaeales, Nymphaeaceae. The coding region runs from base 846 to 4133 and encodes 1095 amino acids.
CACAUGGAUUCAGACUUGGAUGGUUCUCUCAAUCUCUGUGGAUCUAACGUGUAGACUUCGCUCAUACACUCAGCCAGGGGGGAGGAGGGGGGAAGAAGGUGGAUUUUUACCGGUCGACCUCUCUGCCCCUCUCUCUCGGUUCUCUCUGCGCUGUCUGUGUGCCGAAAGCCGACGGUGACUGUCGCUUGUUUAACAAAUAAGAAAGGGAAUCGAGGGCCCACAGGGUAAAACAAACCCCCAUUUUCUGAUUCGUUUACGCGUGAAAAUUGGUGCAAGUGCAGCCAGCCAGCCUCUCCUUCCCUCUCUUUCUAUCUGCGCGGCGUGUAUAGAAAGGUGCAUAUAUAUUUUAAUAAUUUCCCAUAUUCCUGCGGUCCGUCCUCCCCACAUGGGCCCGUCCCUCGCCUCGUUUACUCCUCCCUCGACUUCACCAUUACCCAUUGUCCACUGCCCACUACCAGACUCUCGCUGAGCCGAUUCCCCAUCUCUGAAAUCGAUUCAUCCGGUGUCGGUGGAGUCAAAACAGAGGGGACCAGCCGUGGAGGAAGGAAGGAAGGAGGAAGCAAGAGGGGAGAAAAGAGGAGGGAAUGGCAGGCUAACAUUGAUUUUUUCGUUUUCUUUUUGGGUUUCUUGGGUCUUCUUUACCUUGUUUUUUAAUAUUUACUUCAAUGUGGGUUUUUUAAUGGUUCAUCUUUUUGGGGUUAUUGAUUAUCUCUCAAGAUUAAGGUUUCUGUACAAUCAUUUUUAAGUGGGUGUUGGGAUUUCAACAUUUAGGGGAGGAGGGAGGGGGAGAAAGAGGAGAGAGAGAUUGCUCCGUUCCUCCUCCGCUGGUUUCUUCUCUAGGGUUUAUGGCUACCAAUGGCCGGCUUAUUGCUGGCUCUCACAACAGGAACGAGUUCAUCUUGAUCAAUGCCGAGGAACUAAGCAGGCACAAUGAAGGGAAAGAAUUGAGUGGGCAAAUAUGUCAGAUAUGUGGUGAUGGGAUUGAGAAAACAGUGGAUGGAGAGCCUUUUGUGGCCUGUAAUGAAUGUGCCUUCCCCGUCUGUAGGACUUGCUAUGAGUAUGAAAGGAGAGAGGGUACUCAGGCGUGCCCGCAGUGCAGGACUAGAUACAAACGUCAUAAGGGCAGCCCUAGAGUUGAAGGGGAUGAGGAGGAAGAUGAUGUUGAUGAUUUGGAGAAUGAAUUUGGUUUUACAAAUCAUGGAGAUCAACGAGGUUCUCACCAUCUUGUGGAGUCAAUGUUGAAUGGCCAUCUUCAUGUUGGUCACGAGGAUUCUAGAGAAGUCCUUGGAACUCAGGGCUCAUCCAUCUCUGACAUUCCACUUCUCACAUAUAGAGGCGAGGAUGUUGGGGUUUCUCCUGAUAGCCAUGCUCUUAUUGUACCUCCAUUUAUGGGGGGUGGCAAGCGUGUUCAUCCAAUGCCAUUUCCAGAUUCUUCAUUGUCUUCCGUGCAGCCUAGACCACUGGAUCCCAAGAAAGACUUGGCUGUCUAUGGAUACGGAAGUGUGGCAUGGAAAGAUAGAGUUGACGAGUGGAAAAAGCGGCAGAAUAAACUGCAGAUGGUUAAACAUCAGGGUGAAAAUGGUGGAAAUCCAGAUGGUGAUGGACCUGGUGAUCCAGAUUUGCCCACGAAUGAUGAAGGAAGGCAGCCAUUGUCUAGGAAAGUUCCCAUUCCUUCAAGCAAAAUCAGUCCAUACAGAUUGAUCAUUGUGUUGCGGCUUGUGGUCCUUGGCUUCUUUUUCCAUUACAGACUACUUCAUCCUGUCGAAAAUGCAUAUGGGCUGUGGCUUACUUCAGUUAUUUGUGAGAUAUGGUUUGCUCUCUCUUGGAUUCUGGAUCAAUUUCCAAAAUGGUACCCUAUCGAACGAGAGACAUACUUGGAUCGACUGUCAUUGAGGUAUGAGAGAGAUGGCAAACCGUCAGAACUUGCUGAUAUUGACAUCUUUGUCAGCACAGUGGAUCCCAUGAAGGAACCUCCACUAAUUACUGCAAAUACUGUUUUGUCCAUUCUGGCUGUCGAUUACCCUGUUGAGAAGGUUGCUUGUUAUGUCUCGGAUGAUGGUGCAGCCAUGCUUACAUUUGAAGCACUUUCUGAAACAUCUGAGUUUGCUAGAAAAUGGGUCCCUUUCUGCAAAAAAUUCAACAUCGAACCUCGGGCUCCAGAAUGGUACUUUGCUCAGAAAAUUGAUUAUCUUAAGGACAAAAUUCAUCCAGAUUUUAUCCGCGAACGACGUGCAAUGAAGAGAGAAUAUGAGGAGUUUAAGGUUCGCAUAAAUGGGCUAGUUGCACAAGCACAGAAGGUCCCUGAAGAGGGUUGGACCAUGCAAGACGGGACUCCAUGGCCUGGAAACAAUGUACGGGAUCAUCCAGGAAUGAUACAGGUUUUUCUUGGGCCUGAUGGUGUGCUUGAUGUGGAGGGUUGUGAGCUACCCCGCUUAGUGUAUGUUUCUCGUGAGAAAAGACCUGGAUUUGAUCAUCACAAGAAAGCUGGUGCUAUGAACGCUCUUGUGCGAGUGUCUGCCGUUCUCUCAAAUGCACCCUAUCUUCUUAAUGUCGAUUGUGAUCACUACAUAAACAACAGCAAAGCUCUGCGAGAAGCCAUGUGCUUCAUGAUGGAUCCUACGUCUGGUCACAAAGUGUGCUAUGUGCAAUUUCCUCAAAGAUUUGAUGGGAUUGAUCGUCAUGACAGAUAUGCAAAUAGAAAUAUCGUUUUCUUUGAUAUUAACAUGAAAGGUUUGGAUGGCAUUCAAGGGCCAAUAUAUGUCGGAACAGGCUGCGUCUUCAGAAGGCGAGCCCUUUAUGGAUACAAUGCUCCCGUAAGAGAGAAACCUCCAGGAAAGACGUGCAACUGUUGGCCAAAGUGGUGCUGCUUAUGUUGUGGCGCAAGACGAAAGAACAGGAAAGCAAAGACUAAGGAGAAGAAGAACAAAAAGUUGAAGACAAGAGAGGCUUCUUCGCAGAUACAUGCAUUAGAUGAUAGUGGGGAUGGACUUGAAGCAAGCAGUGGUGUCAAAAAUUCCCUAUUACCUCAGACGAAGCUGGAGAAAAGGUUUGGACAAUCACCUGUUUUUGUAGCAUCAACUCUCAGGGAAAACGGUGGAACAAUCCAUGCUGCUGAUAGUGCGUCACUUCUGAAAGAAGCCAUUCAUGUUAUAAGCUGUGGCUAUGAAGACAAAACAGAAUGGGGAAAAGAGGUUGGCUGGAUAUAUGGCUCUGUAACUGAGGAUAUUUUGACCGGGUUCAAGAUGCACUGCCAUGGUUGGCGCUCUGUCUACUGCAUGCCCAAACGACCAGCAUUUAAGGGGUCUGCUCCCAUCAACCUCUCCGACCGUCUUCACCAAGUUUUGCGGUGGGCACUUGGUUCUGUAGAGAUUCUUUUAAGCAAGCAUUGUCCAAUCUGGUACGGCUAUGGAGGUGGCCUAAAGUGGCUCGAGAGAUUUUCCUAUAUCAACUCUGUCGUUUAUCCAUUGACUGCUGUGCCACUGGUUGCAUACUGUACAUUGCCAGCAAUUUGCCUUCUGUCUGGGAAAUUCAUCGUUCCUGAGAUUAGCAACUACGCGAGCAUCAUAUUUAUCGCACUAUUUGUGUGUAUUAUAGCAACUGGUGUGCUUGAGAUGCAGUGGGGUAAAGUCGGCAUUGAUGACUGGUGGAGAAACGAGCAGUUUUGGGUGAUUGGUGGUGUUUCUGCUCAUCUCUUUGCUCUUUUCCAAGGCCUGCUGAAAGUGCUCGCAGGAGUCGAUACUAGUUUCACGGUUACAUCAAAGAGUGGGGAUGAUGGUGAAUUCUCAGAGCUCUACGUUUUCAAGUGGACAUCACUGUUAAUUGCUCCAUUGACGCUACUGAUCAUCAACAUAAUUGGUGUUGUCUCGGGGAUAGCCAACGCCAUCAACAAUGGUUACGACUCAUGGGGUCCCCUCUUUGGGAAGUUCUUCUUUGCCUUCUGGGUCAUUGUUCAUCUCUAUCCAUUCCUCAAAGGCUUGAUGGGCAAGCAGAACAGAACGCCAACCAUAAUAAUUGUUUGGUCUAUUCUCCUGGCCUCGAUUUUUUCACUUGUAUGGGUACGAGUCAAUCCAUUUGUGAGCAAAUCAACUGGACCUGUACUAGAACUCUGUGGGUUGGACUGUGAUUAUAGCUAAGCUACAGCUCUGCGUUGGAUGGGACGAUUAUGGGGCAUGUGGGGAGCCUGCAGAAGAAUGCUACUUCCUCAGGAUGCUGAAUUGACCAAUGGUUUAUUUUUUAUCAUAAGCCGUGUGCUGACUGAAGGGAGCCAUGGAGACCUUUGUAGAUAAAAAAAAAAAAAAAAAUCUGGUCUGCCAUAUUUUUUAUGAUUACCCGCUGUUUAUCCAUUCUUUCCAUGCAUACGUGUUAAAAUCUCUUUUCAUUUUUCAAAUUUUUAUCUUCCUGUUAUUGUUGGUUUCAGGGGAGUAUGUAUUCAAAAGAGUUGUUGGACUAGAUAAAACUUGUGUCGGACCAUGUCAUUUUUCCCCCUUCCACUGAAGGGGUGGCUUAUAUCUAUUUCAUGAUCUCUGUUUUGAUUCGAUGGUA